AACUUUAAAUUUACCAAAAUCCAAGUGCCGGAAUUAGACGAUUUACCGAUUCCCCAAAAUGCCGAGCCGAAUAGGUAUUCACUACCGGCGAAUAUAAAGGAUUAUUUCUCUUUAGGUCCAAAUGGUAGACCUCUAAAAACAUCAAUCAAAAUAUCUGAUCUCAAACCAUCGACCGAUGAAGAUUGGGAAACAAAGGAUUACGUAGAAUUGCCUACUAUCGAAAAACGAUUUGGCGCGUUGGUCCAGGAGAUAAACGAUCUCAAUUUUUUCUGAUUUUUUAUUUUAAGAUGUUAAAUAUAAAAAACUAAUACAUUUUUAUAUUCCUUUUAUGUAUUUUUCUUUACUCACGCAAUCCAAAAUACUUUCCAGUUUUAUGUGUUGCAUAACCUUCAUUAAUGUUUUGAAGGAUACGAUUGAACUACCGUAAGUGAAGUUACCUAAAUUUUACAAUGACAAAUGACAAGAUGUGUAAGUGAAAAAAAGUGAAAACGUUUUGUUAAAGAUCAAGAUUAUUAUUUAAAUAUUUAUAUAUUGAAACGAAUUCUAUUUUACCUAAAGAAGCUUUUUAUAAAAGGUUGAUAUAGAAAUUAAUGGAGAAGCUCUAGAUAUUCACAUGAAGCUGGGAGAGAGUGGGGAAGCAUUUUUCGUAGAAGAAUUAGAGGACGAUGAUGAAAACGACAUUCCGGAACAUUUGGCCACGUCUCCCAUUCCAGUAUCCGAAAUUGAAAAUAUAUUCAAGACACAGGGUCGCAGAAGGAGUUUUCAUUUGGACGAUAUUGAUCUCAACAACCAGCCAAAUUCGUACGAGAAAAGACGUCACACUGCCGACAAUCAGAUGGCGAACAGAGCACACCUGGAACGGGAUUUCCUCAAACGGCAGAUUGGACUGGGUAACAUAGAUGGAGUCUCAGCCGAAGACGUAACGUUAUCCUUAACAACAGCCUCGAGACGAAGCGACGAGGAAGACCUAAGUCGCAGCCAAAAUGACGUUUCGGAAACCAUUUUCAAAAUGGACAGUCUCGACGAACCAGUCAGUAAAAUCGAGAAUGAAAAGCAGCAAGACGCUGUUGCAGCCGAUAAAGUUCCUAUAAAAACACCGGAAGAUCCACCGAGUGACAGCAAAAAUAGCAAAAAGAAGCGGAAAAAAAUGCGCAAGAAAAAUUCAACGCGGAAGUCUCUCAGUAACAAUUUUUUAACCAGCCCAACAUCUGAAACGGCCGAGAAAACUAAUGGAUCUACCACUGAUAGAAGCUCAUUGGACAGUAAUUGUUCUGAGCCAGAACUCAAAGAUUUAUCAAUCAAGGUGGAAAAGAUUGAAAAAGAUCCAGUACCAACACAAAGCGAUGCUACCAAUAUAAAAAUGGUAGAGGCAGAUUUUCAUUUCUUUAGCGACACUGAGCUAACUUCCGGCAUCGCCGAAUCUCGUUCUAGCUCGCCAACCAACAUCGAAUCUGUACAGUCGGAUUCAGAAAUUGAGAUGAAAUUGCGUAUAAAAGAGCAAUCGAACGAACCUGCCAAAAGUUGGGAAUGGGGCGGAUUCCCCAACGUAACUCCUACCACCUCUCCUACCAGCGAGGUACCAACCAAAGAAGAACAAAAAUCCAUGCUGAGCAACAUGUUUUCGUUUAUGAAAUCAAAGCACAACGCUCAAUCGCGUUACGAGGAAGGCGGAGUGUAUUUGUCUGAGAUUACUUCUGGCGGGAUCGACCAGGAAGUGGCUGAGAUCUAUUUCAGUCAGACCAAGGCGAAAAAUGUGGAAGAUAUCGACAUGGAUUGUGAAUCAGGCAAUGGACCGUCGUUGACCCAAAGUCCAAACAGUGCAGAAGGCUGCAAGAGCAUCGACUCUGAUUUCGAUGAACAAACUAAAAUGGUACAAACUUAUUCUCAAGACGUAGCUCUCUCACUUUGCGGCUGGGACCCACUACUGACCCAGGACCGUUUCAACGAACACUUGAUCUCAUUUACCGACUUCUGCAACAACCCAUCUCUGUUAGACAGUCCGAAAUUAGUAGCCAAAAUUAACAAUAAAUAUUACAGUUGGAAAGUGGCAGCGCCGAUGCUUAUCACUAUUAUUUGUUUCGGCAGACCGUUAGUUCAGUCCUGCGUGGACGAUUUGUGCAACACUUUUAUGCCCCUUCAGGACACGAAAGAUAAACCUAUUGAAUCGCAAACGCACAAAUCCUCUUGGUGGCAUUGGAGAAGUAGGUCUUCCAGAGAAGCCACACCGGCUAAAGACGAUCCUAAAUUAAAGCUUCUAACUCCUGAAAAAACUGUCGAGGCUGUAUUGGAACCUAAAACUGAAUCGCCUGUUACAGAAAACACCAAAGAACUAGAAAUAGAAGAGAAGAAAGAGGAACAAGAACGACCUGAAUUAAUUAAAGUUUCACCAGAUAAAUGUAGAAAAACUUUAAGACUGAGUUCUAAACAAAUUUCCUCGUUGAACCUAAGAGAGGGAAUGAAUGAAGUUGAAUUUAGUGUAACGACUGCUUAUCAAGGAACAACCAGAUGCCAGUGUCAUUUGUAUAAAUGGAAAUGGGACGACAAAAUCGUUAUUUCAGAUAUAGAUGGCACUAUCACAAAGUCAGAUGUUUUGGGUCACAUUUUGCCAAUAGUCGGCAAAGACUGGGCUCAGUCGGGGGUAGCUCACCUCUUUAACAAAAUCAAAGACAACGGAUAUAAACUUCUCUAUUUGAGUGCCAGGGCAAUUGGCCAAGCCAGGAUUACGAGAGAAUACCUAAAGUCCAUUAAACAGGGUGAUAUGAGUAUGCCAGACGGGCCCAUUCUAUUAAAUCCUACAUCAUUAAUAACCGCAUUCCACAGGGAAGUGAUUGAAAAGAAACCCGAGGCAUUUAAAAUAUCGUGUAUGUCGGAUAUUAAGGCUCUCUUCCCAUCAGAUUCUGAACCCUUUUACGCGGGAUACGGAAACAGGAUUAAUGACGUCUGGGCAUAUAGGGCAGUGGGUAUCCCAAUACAUAGAAUCUUCACUAUCAAUCCUAAAGGGGAACUGAAGCACGAACUUACUCAGACUUUCCAAUCAAGUUACACCAACAUGAGCGUCAUAGUAGACCAGAUGUUCCCUUCCCGCUUAGAACCAGCCAAUGACUAUUCCCAGUUUAGUUAUUGGCGGGAACCGAUAACCGUAAUGGAAACCUUGCCAGAAGUAGCUUAGAAAUAUUCCGUAACAUAUACUAUUUGCCGUUAUUCUAUCCACUAGCUUUACUCAUCUUUAGGUACAUAUAUGUAAAAGGGAAGUUAUAUCGAUUUGCUAGUUAGUUUCCAAAUUGAAUGGUGAAUUAUGAAAUGAACGAAUUUUAGGAUGAUUUUUCUGAAUAAGAAGACUGAAUAGGUAAUGAUAAAAGAACAAUCGGGAAAACAUGUUAUUUUUGGUAUGAUAAAUAUAUUGUAACGUCUCUUUUAUAUACACCCUCAGUAUUUAUUCUAUAAUGCUCACUUCAUAUUAGCUUUUAAUGUGGUCUGACAUUUAUAUACCUGAUAAAAGUAGUCGUUAAGGAUAUAUGUUUAGAUGUGAUUUUCGAUGAAAAUCUUUCAGAAUGUGUUUAAACGAAUUCUAAAAGAAUUUUUAUUGACAAAGAAUACAUUUUCAUCUUUAGUUUAUCUAAAAAAAUAUUUAGCUGGGAAGCAGCUCAAAAAACUUAUAUAGAAAGUUGUGUUUAGGCAAUUAACAGCAUACAUAUAAAGACUGUUCAGUCAUCGUUCAAGGUUACGUCAUCAUUAUUUGUCAAAUAUGAGUUUUACGGUGUGUCCGAGAUUAGUUCAUAUUGAAAAUUUUAAGUACGUUCCUAUAAUAUUGAUUGAGCGAUUUUUUUCGGCAUUUAUUAUUUUUUUUGAACUCUUCAUCACUUACGAUCCCUUUAGUUCCAAUCCUUUGGACUGUUGAAAUUCUUAUUGCUACAGCAUCAGCAACUCGCUAUAUUAUUUAAAAAUGCUAUCAAUUUAUAUUUUACAUAGGGAAUAUUACAUUUUUGCAUUGUACUUACUUCAUAUACGGCGUCCACGGGCAAGAGUGUUCUACCAGCGUCUCUUUCUCGAGAAAUAUAAUUUAUAAGCUUAGCAAUGAGCUCUUGUUCAUUUUGAUUAAAUCUUUGGGGCAUUUUGGCAAUAAAAAAAAUUGAAUUUUGUUUGACAGCAACAAUUUGUAAUUGAUCGAUGUCAAAUCAAAGGACAAUUACUAAAAUGCCGUAAUGACGUCACCAAUCUCUUUCAUCUGGUUGUCAAGUGAUUGAGAGACAAUUUCGACAAUAUAUGACGUGACGUUGAACAAUGGCUGAACAUUGUAUACAACUCUUUCUAUUAAAACUUUUGUGAUUGCAUAUGCGUAAAUUUUAGUUAGGAACAAAUUGCUAAAUUCGCGAUAUUUAGGUCUUAGCACUUUUGUACACUCUUAGUCUCUCUUUAUACUUUUUGCGUCAAUACCUAUAUUUACAGUAAAAUUAUUUUUAAUGUGAUAUGCAUAAUAUGCAUCCUAGAUCAUAUAAUAUGAUCUAAGGUAUGUUUAACCAUUGUUCUAGUUUUUAGUAUGUCCAUAUUAAGCCAUCACUCUAUUUGUGUGCUCUAUUUGUUGACAAAUUUAUGUUUAAUUUACUGUAAAAUAUUUUUUCUGGGUUUGUUUUUCAAAGUUUAUAACUAAAUUUGGAUAUAUUUGGUAGCUCUACUUCAUUUACCUGUACCAAAUAUAUCAUUUGACUGCUGAUACUAAAAUGGAAUUAAAAAUAAUUUAGUAUGUCUUCUCUUGUCACUUUCCAAUCUCUUGAUUAUAGCAAAUUUGGCUGGGAUCUCUGCUAAUGAAAUAAGUAUAUUUACAGUGAUAUAUUUUAUGUUUCUAGAAGGAUUUUAAGUGUUUAACUCAACGAUAUCUUUUCUGAUAAUUCAGUAAGCAUAUUUUUGCCCUUUAAUAACAAGACAGUUAAAUAAUGACAACUACAGUCUGUAUUAGAAUGUUUCUCAAAAAUGGGAAUAACUGUUGAACUCUUGAUAAACAUAUGCGGAAUCCAUUGAACAUGCCCAAUAAUACAGAAAAAAUGCUAAUAUGUCUUUUAUGUAUUCAAAAGUACAGUUAGGUGACAAAAUAUCGCCAUGAGUUUAGAAUUGGCACAUAAUAUGAAUCUAAAAAGAGAUAUACCUUAAAUAGGGCAAUUUUUAGCAUAAUACAGGGUGAGUUAAAUAAGUGCAAAUAUUUUUAGGGGUGGUUGUAACAAAUUGGAAUUUUUGAAUUUGUAACAAAGUUGCAUUUUUUCGUUAAAGAGCAUAUUGAAUGGAUCCUUCUUGUACUUUCUUUAGGUAAUUCAAUAAUAAAAUAUCCCAUUUAUUGUGAACAUUUUGGUACACACUGUAGGUAUAUUACAAUAUUAGAUUUAAUUAUUUUACAAAGUUCCUCUUUCAUUUAAGUCAAACCUGUAUUAAAAAAUGUUAAGUAAUACUAAUAUAACCAGCAAUUAUUAAUGAAAUAUUGGAUGUAGAAGUGUAGAAAUUGAAACUUAGCAGUUUUUAAUUUCUAUGGACACGAAAAGAAGUGUAGAAGAAGGGACAAAAUGAAACGCUGUACGUGAUAUACUUUUGGUGAUUUUAUUUUUUAGAUUACUUUGUUAUAUUUUUGUUAGCAAUUCAAAAUUUAGACAUUAAAUAUAGUUUU
Messenger RNA from Sitophilus oryzae (rice weevil), 5650 nucleotides. It is a transcript of the gene Lpin, whose product is annotated as phosphatidate phosphatase LPIN3. Gene Ontology annotation, cellular component: nucleus. Gene Ontology annotation, biological process: triglyceride biosynthetic process; positive regulation of transcription by RNA polymerase II; fatty acid catabolic process. The record is from RefSeq and is a predicted model, not a curated record. NCBI's taxonomy places the organism in Eukaryota, Metazoa, Arthropoda, Insecta, Coleoptera, Curculionidae. Gene Ontology annotation, molecular function: transcription coactivator activity; phosphatidate phosphatase activity.